This is a messenger RNA of Culex quinquefasciatus (southern house mosquito), 3642 nucleotides long. RefSeq names its product 5'-3' exoribonuclease 2 homolog (gene Rat1). Gene Ontology annotation, molecular function: 5'-3' RNA exonuclease activity; RNA binding. Gene Ontology annotation, biological process: nuclear-transcribed mRNA catabolic process. NCBI's taxonomy places the organism in Eukaryota, Metazoa, Arthropoda, Insecta, Diptera, Culicidae. Gene Ontology annotation, cellular component: nucleus. The record is from RefSeq and is a predicted model, not a curated record.
CACUCGCGCGCGUUUGACAGCUCGCGCUCUCGCUUCUGCGACUGUCGACGACGGAUUUCACUUUUCGCGCUGCCAUUUUCGAAGGGUCUGCGAGUUUUGUUUUGUUCCGGGGGAAAAAUUCGGGUUUGUGUUCCGCCGCGGAACUUAGGCAUCUUGAGUGGCUUGUGUAGUGUAGACCCAGGUUGUAGUACGGGCGGGAAGAACGGACCACCGGAACCGGGAGCAGCAGCAGCAUGGGAGUACCAGCAUUUUUCCGCUGGUUAUCGCGCAAAUAUCCCAGCGUUAUCGUUGAGUGCGUGGAGCAGAAGAACACCGACGACGAUGGCAACGUCCUGUACGACGACAUGACCAAACCGAACCCUAAUAAGGUGGAGUUUGACAAUCUGUAUCUGGACAUGAACGGGAUCAUUCAUCCGUGUACACAUCCGGAGGACAAACCGGCGCCGCGGAACGAGGACGAAAUGAUGGUGGCCAUCUUCGAGUGCAUCGACCGGCUGAUGAACAUUGUCCGUCCGCGGCAGGUCCUGUACAUGGCGAUUGACGGGGUGGCGCCGCGCGCCAAGAUGAACCAGCAGCGCUCGCGACGGUUCCGGGCGUCGAAGGAGGCGGCGGAAAAGGCAACGGAAAUUGCCAAGAUCCGGGAGGAGUUGGCCGCGAAGGGGUGCAUCUUGCCGCCGGAGAAGGAAAAGGGAGCGCACUUUGAUUCGAACUGCAUUACGCCCGGGACGCCGUUUAUGGACCGGUUGAGCAAGUGUCUGCAGUACUACGUGCACGAUCGGAUGAACAACAAUCCCGGGUGGAAGGGGUUGAAGGUCAUCCUGUCGGACGCGAACGUGCCGGGUGAGGGCGAGCACAAGAUCAUGGACUACAUCCGGAAGCAGCGCGCCCAGCCCGACCACGACCCGAACACGCACCACGUCCUGUGUGGCGCAGACGCCGAUCUGAUCAUGUUGGGCCUGGCGACGCACGAGACGCACUUUACCAUCAUCCGGGAGGAGUUUCUGCCGAACAAGGAGCGGCCGUGCGACAUCUGCCAGCAGAUGGGCCACGAGAUGAAGGACUGCGCGGGGUUGAAGUCGGCACGGGACUGCGAACGGUCACCGCCACCUCCGGGCAAGGAGACGCAGUUCAUCUUUGUGCGGUUGAACGUGCUGAAGGAGUACCUGGCGAAGGAGCUGGACAUGCCGAACCUGCCGUUUACGUACGACUUUGAGCGCGUCAUUGACGAUUGGGUGUUUAUGUGCUUCUUCGUGGGAAAUGACUUUUUGCCGCACUUGCCGAGUCUGGAGAUUCGGGAGAACGCGAUUGAUCGGCUGGUCACGCUGUACAAAAAGUGUGUGUACAAGACGAAGGGCUAUCUGACGGACUCCGGUGACGUAACGCUCGAUCGCGUCGAGCUGAUCAUGACGGAUUUGGGCUACGCCGAGGACGAAAUCUUCCGCAACCGAAAGGUGACCGAAGAUCGGUUCAAGGAGCGCAACAAACGUAUGAAGAUGCAAAAGGAACGCGAGCAGCGCCCCAAAUUUGAUCAGAUGCACAACUCGCAGUUUGCGCCGACUCCGCUCGGCCGCGGUCAAACCCCGCAGGCCAUCGUGAACCCACGCCAGGAGGCGGCCAACUUCCGCAUGGGAGGCAACAACCGCAACCAGCAAGACUCCAACCAGGACAACCAGCGUCGCGGCCAGAAACGCAAGGCCGACGAGCCAAUCUCGCACGCAGCCGCCGAAGAAGAACCGGAAACCCCCGACGAAGUCCGCCUCUGGGAAGACGGCUUCAAAGAUCGCUACUACGAGUCCAAGUUCGACGCUCCCACCAACAUGAAGUUCCGCCAAACCGUAGCCUGGGAGUACGUCCGCGGACUCUGCUGGGUCCUCAAGUACUACUACCAAGGUUGCGCCAGCUGGGAGUGGUACUUCCCGUACCACUACGCCCCAUUCGCGUCCGAUUUCCGCACCCUGCAGAACGUCAACAAGCACUUUGACCGCGGAACCCCGUUCAAACCGCUCCAGCAGCUGAUGGGGGUGUUCCCCGCGGCGAGUCGGAGUCACGUGCCGCCGGCGUUUGCCGAGCUGAUGGUGGACCCCAAGUCGCCGAUCAUCGACUUUUAUCCGAUCGAUUUCCACAUCGAUUUGAACGGGAAGAAGUUUGCGUGGCAGGGCGUCGCGCUGCUGCCGUUUGUCGACGAGAAGCGGCUGUUCAAGGCGACCGAUCCGAAGGUGCCGGAGCUGACGCAGGAGGAACGAUUACGCAACGAGAACGGCCUGGCCCGGCUGUACCUGUGUUCCGGCUCCGAGGCGUACCGCACGGCCCGCGCCCUCUACGCCAACGAGGUGGACUACGAGCGCGAGGUGCCAGUGCUGGCCGGGUGCAUGCGCGGUCUCAUCAUUCCGACCCUGGAAAACAUCCAACAGGACGGUGUCCUCCCGUCGCCGAUUCCGGGCCUCCACCCGGUGUGUGAAAACAAGGUGCUCACGCUCAAGUUCCUGGACCCGCAGUACGACGACGACUUUAUCUUCCCGGCCCGGAAGCUGGACGGUGCGAAGGAUCAACCGCGGGUGCUCGGCGCCAACGAGGGUCCCGUGGUUGGGUUCGGUCCGCGGACGGAUCGUGGCCGGUUAGGGCAGUCCGGUCAUCGCAUGAUGAACCAUUACACCGGAGGAAGGGGCAGAGGAGGCGGUGGCGGUGGUGGAGGAGGAGGAGGAGGAGGAGGAGGAGGUUACAACAAUUACUCGAGGGAUGGCAACAACUCAUACAACAGCUCCUACAACAACUCGAGCUACAACAGCAGCUUCAACUCGUCCUCGGGCGGCAACAACAGCAGCAGCAGCAGCAGCAACAAUUACAACAACUCCGGCAACAACAGCCGCGGCUCCGGCGGCGGCAAUCUGAGCGUGUUUGAGCAGCUGAGCAGUCGCAUCAACGAGUACCAGCAGCAGGUGAUGAGCGACAUCUCGCGGGACGCGUCCAGCUCGGGCGUGAUGCUGCCGAAUCCGUUUGCGAACCAGGUCCGGUACGAUUACAACACCGGAGGUGGAGGAGGAGGAGGAGGUAACAGGCAGAAUAACUAUCAGAAUCACCGCGGUGGGUACAACAAUCAGCGGGGAGGUGGAAGAGGAGGUUAUCAGAACAAUAACCAGGGUGGGGGAGGAGGUUAUGGAGGACAGAGGUUCAACAACAACGGUCAGGGUGGAGGCGGAGGUGGCAAUAGGAACAACUUUGGGGCGAACCGUUUCAACAACAAUCGGAGAAAUUACUAGAAUGUGCAGUUUCUAAAUUUUCUGACUAGCGCACGGAAUUGGUAGCGCAACAUGUUCGCUAUAUUCCGUGAAUUCCACAAAUAAUAACAAAAUCAUACAUUAAACAACAAACAAAAAUAUGGAGAAAUUUUAAGCCGCCCUCGAAACCCUGCAGAAGUGAGAGUGAGGUGGUUUUGACUAGCCAAGUAGAGCAUUGACCUUUUCUAUUAUUUUUUUUUCUCUUAGCUCGUAAGGAUAGCAGGAUUUUUCUAGUAGAGAAAAUGAUGAAAACAAACAUAACAUAAGCGUGUUCAAAACAUGAAGCAUUGGCGAACAAUUACUUAAUUGUGUUUUGAAUACUUUACUUUUGUGAGAAAAGUAAACUAAUAGAGUGUACUACAAAAAA